AUGGGACCGCGCAGAUCACAUCGCAAGUCGCGGAAUGGCUGUCCCGAGUGCAAACAGCGGAGGCUAAAGUGCGAUGAGCGCUUUCCGUGUACGAAUUGCGUCAAACAUGCAAUUUCAUGUAGUUAUGCCCCUCCAAAAGAACCAAUUGGCAAGUCCACCGACAGCGUAUCGCCAGCAUCCCAGCCCCAGGGGCAUAUGCCCUCGCCUCAACCCACUGUCUAUGGACAUUCACAGCCGGGCAGCCAAGCGUCAACCCCAAGUAGCGGCUUCUCGUGGAUGCUAUCCAAUGCAGAUAUCAAUCUGGAGUCAGAAGACCGGCUGGAUUUGCUGGGACUUCUGCCGAGUGCGCCUACCUCAUCUAUCGCACCGCAGAAUCCAUCCGUCCCAAAGGAGGACUGGGCACUGGAUCUUGAACUAAUGCAUUACUUUUGUAGUGUAACAUGCAAUUACAUGGCCAUCCGGGAAGACCUACGGCAUGUUUGGCGUGUUAUUAUACCGAUGGAAGGCUAUCAGAAUAAAUAUGUCAUGCAUGGUAUCCUCGCCAUCGCUGCUGUCCACCGUGCUUCUCAAUGUUCGAAUCCCACGCAGAAACAACGGCUCCUUAGGGCUUCGGCCUACCAUCUCGCUGCCGGACUGAAGGAAUUCCGAGAGCUCAUUGCAUUGCCGAUCGAUCCGGCCAACUGGCAGCCGGUAUUCUGCUUUGCGAGCAUGAUUGCAGUGCUUGUUUGCACUGGGCCCAUCCGCCUGGGCGUCUCGAGGUGGCCGGAUCCCAUAUCAAAUAUGGUGGAGCUGUUUGCCAGUAUCAAGGGCUUUCAGUCAAUCAUGAAGCCAUUUCUGCCAUCUCUUUCUCGUACCCAGCUCGCACCAUUGGCCCACGCCGUUUGGAUCCAGAGCGAAAUGACGAUUGCAAGUCCUUCUGUGAUUGCACAAUCGAUACUUCCGCCAGACAUAUGGGACCAGAUAGCCCGGCUACAUCAAUUUAUUGAUGAAUACCCAUUCCCUGAAUGCGAUCAAUCCCACCUGGAAAACCCGCAGGAUAAUGAAACCCAGGCGGAGUCUCACAAAGACAACACAGGAACAAAGAAAGACUAUAGCAUUGCUCUCACCUUCUACGAGAAUUGUACGCGGCAGCUGGAACUGGCGGGUCCUCACGUAGAAACCGGCAUGGCGUUCAUGUGGGCAUAUCCACUCUCGAAACAGUUCCACCAAGAUCUGGAGGCUCAUCGACCCGCAGCACUUGUGCUCCUGGCAUACUACUGUGUUCUGCUCCAGAGUAUAGACAAUUUCUGGUAUAUUAAAGGCACGGCAUGGCAGGUACUGGAGGAUAUUGAGACAAAGAUGGAUCCUUUGUUUCAGGAAUGGCUCGUCUGGCCAAAGCAGUGGGUGUUCAGGUAG
Penicillium macrosclerotiorum is the source of this 1395-nucleotide messenger RNA. RefSeq names its product Zn(II)2Cys6 transcription factor domain-containing protein. The record is from RefSeq and is a predicted model, not a curated record. The transcript is spliced from 3 exons. Gene Ontology annotation, biological process: regulation of transcription by RNA polymerase II. Bases 1 to 1395 code for a protein of 464 amino acids. NCBI's taxonomy places the organism in Eukaryota, Fungi, Ascomycota, Eurotiomycetes, Eurotiales, Aspergillaceae. Gene Ontology annotation, molecular function: zinc ion binding; DNA-binding transcription activator activity, RNA polymerase II-specific.